AUGGACCAGGGCUUCAACUUCCAAACUUUCUCUCCGUCUUGGAAACUCCAAACUCCUCCUGCCGAACGCCACAUUUCCAAUGAGUGCGACUGUCCAAAAUGUCGUCAACCGAGAACGACAUACAUGUUCCAUGAUGAUUCUACCGAUGACGACCGGCUUGCUCCUGAACCAAUGCGGACAGAACACUCAGCAGCUCAUCCUCAAUCCCGUCCUGUUCCCUCUCCUUCAAAUUCUCGAGGUCUCUCCAGUGGAUCAUCAACCAUGGCAUUACCCGCCAGAAGCACUUCGCCUACGCCAGCUUCCGGCCUUCAUCCCUCGCCUAUGACCUACCCUCAAAUCUACGUGUCACCACGAUCUUUGCCUCAUCUCAGCUUUCCCGUGGUGGACUACAGUACCAAAAGUUGGGAUUCAGGCACUCAAUGGCCGCAUUUCUAUAUGGCUCUUGCACCAAAGUGUGCCACACUAGGUGAUCUGAGAACAGCCCUGACGCCAAAGGGGUCGGGCACUCGUCUCACAGCACGCUCACAUGCUGAUGCAAGUCCUGUGGAGAUCUCGACUUUCCACGACCUCAAUGAAUUAAGAUGCAGCAUCAUCCAGUUGGAGAUUUUGGAUGAUAUCAAUACCACCAAACCACUGGACAAAUCGGGCAAGUCGGACAGACGAGCGGAAGAGGGAAAGGAAGAGACAGUGCGAUUUGGGCUUGCACAUCCCCAUGGCUACGGAUAUUCAGGGGAUUCGAGACGCAAGGUGUCACACAAGAAGAGAUAA
Neoarthrinium moseri is the source of this 768-nucleotide messenger RNA. RefSeq lists its product as uncharacterized. NCBI's taxonomy places the organism in Eukaryota, Fungi, Ascomycota, Sordariomycetes, Amphisphaeriales, Apiosporaceae. Bases 1 to 768 code for a protein of 255 amino acids. The record is from RefSeq and is a predicted model, not a curated record. The transcript has a single exon.